CUUUCGAUUGUUAGAAGCACGGCCCGCCGGUUCCUGUGGAUGAUAGUCCGGGGGUAGAGCCAGAGCGUUGAUCCGAAUUGAUUGGUAGCAUCGCGAGUUCGCCCGCGGGUUCCUGUCGCUCGCGCGACAGCGUGAAUCGGAUCGCAACAGAGCUCAAGAACGAACCUCCUCGACGUCCAUCGCCUCGGCUAUUACUUCACGUACAUAGGCGUACACAGGCGCACACACACACCGUUGCUGACCUACUACCACUGUGCAAGCAACCCCCGCAACACCAACGAAGCGACCAGUACGUUUCUUCUGUCUGAUCGAGAGUGACGAGCAUUAGCAUGUACAACGCGUACUCCCAGUACAAUAAUACUUACCGAUAUAGAGGAAAUCGUGAACAUGGCAAUCGUAAUGGAGGAGUAGGUGGAACUUUCUGGAACAGUCAGCAGCAGCAGCAGCAACAGCAACAGCAGCACGGUCAAAAAGACCACCUCACAAAGAAGCACAAGAAGACACCGGGUGAUUUGUUGAAGAAGCCUAUUUGGGAUCUACAAAAUAUGCCUCCGAUAAAGAAGAAUUUUUAUGAUCCCCACCGCAACGUUCUGAAUAGAACGCCCGAUGAGAUCAGCAAAUAUUAUGCGGGCAAAGAGAUCACCGUCAAAGGGAACAACACGCCCUUUCCCAUUCAGGCCUUCGAGGAAAGCAACUUUCCAGAUUACGUGAUGAACGAGAUUAAGAAGCAGAGCUUCGCCGAGCCGACUGCAAUUCAAGCUCAGGGCUGGCCGAUCGCGCUUAGCGGACGAGAUUUAGUUGGAAUCGCUCAGACUGGUUCCGGGAAAACUUUAGCUUACAUCCUUCCGGCUAUAGUACACAUCAACAAUCAACCUCGUCUCAGCCGCGGCGACGGACCGAUCGUUCUGAUUCUCGCGCCCACGCGCGAACUGGCACAACAGAUCCAAACGGUCGCGCGCGAUUUCGGCUCGUCUUCGCACAUACGCAACACAUGCAUCUUCGGCGGCUCGCCGAAGGGCCCGCAGGCCCGCGAUCUCGAGCGUGGUGUGGAGAUCUGCAUCGCGACGCCCGGCAGACUGAUCGACUUUCUCGAGAAAGGCACAACAAACCUACGUAGGUGCACAUACCUCGUUUUGGACGAGGCCGACCGUAUGCUGGACAUGGGUUUCGAACCGCAGAUACGCAAGAUUAUCGAACAGAUUCGGCCUGACCGACAGGUGCUCAUGUGGUCCGCCACUUGGCCCAAAGAAGUGCAGGCCCUUGCCGAGGACUUCCUCACCGACUACAUUCAGAUCAACAUCGGGUCCCUGACGCUGGCGGCCAACCACAACAUUCGACAGAUCAUCGAAAUCUGCCAGGAGCACGAGAAGGAGAUGAAAUUGUCACAGUUGCUGCGCGAGAUCGGGACCGAGCGCAACAAGAUGAUCAUCUUCGUGGAGACGAAGAAGAAGGUGGACGACAUUACGAAGACGAUCAAGCGCGAGGGCUGGCCGGCGAUUUCGAUCCACGGCGACAAGUCGCAGCCAGAGCGCGAUUACGUUUUAUCAGAAUUCCGCAAUGGGAAGACCAUGAUCCUGGUCGCGACGGACGUAGCGGCGCGCGGCCUGGAUGUCGAGGACGUCAAGUACGUGAUCAACUUUGAUUAUCCGAACAGUUCCGAGGACUACAUCCACAGGAUCGGCAGAACCGGUCGCUGCCAGAGCGCGGGCACCGCUUAUGCUUACUUCACACCGAAUAACGCGCGGCAGGCGAAGGAGCUGAUCGCAGUGCUGGAGGAGGCCGGCCAGGCUAUAAACCCGCAGUUGGCGGAUCUGGCGAACUCUGUCAAGAACCAGUACGGCAAGGGACGGACACGGUGGUACAACCUGCGCACGCAGCUGAAUCACUACAACAAGGACAACAGUUCCCACGGAAGUCCGAGAAACAACAUAAGCCCGACGGCGAACAGCUGGCAGCAGCACAUGUUGCAACAGGCGAGCCAACAGCAGCACGGACACCAUAAUCAGAUGAUGCAGGAGAAGCCAAUGGCACGUCAUCAUCCGCGUAACAACGGCAACAACUAUCAGACCAAUCGCCAGAGCCAUCAGCAGAAUUCCUACCAGCCGCAGCAUUCGUAUCAGCAACAGCAUCAGCAGCGACAGCAGUCCAUCACCAGUUACCACCCGAACACAGGCUACCCUCAUCAGGCCACUAACAACGCUUGCCAACCUACCGCGCAUCAGACUAACGGCGCAGGUCCCAGAGGGUACCAAGGUAGAACCGGAUAUCAGGGUAAUCGUUUCCAGAGUAAUCGGCAGAACACUUUCGGCGGCGGUGGCAACCAGCAGCAGCAGCAGAACCAGACGCCCAAUCAACACGUUUACUCAGCAAUGCCGCCGCCCUUCAUGAUGCCGUCCGGCGCAGCUGGACACGCCGACUCCGGGAUUCAGAGCCUUGUCAACAACAAGUUCUUCCAGACCGCCGCCACGAAUCGAGCGCCCCCGAACGCCGGUGCCUGCGCCUAUCAGUCGAUGGGCUAUGGCCAGUUUCAAGCGGUGCCGCCGUACGGUUAUCCGUACCCGCCCACGCCGGUGCAGCAGUGACGCCUCUCACGAUGCAAAGCCAUCGAAGUACGGGCCAAGUAAGUACGUGCGAGCCUGCUCGUCGGGUUCCGGAGAGUUGGUGGACUGUCGAUUGACGGUAAUAAAGAUAAUUGACGGUUGCAAGAGACAGUUUUAUUUUGUAAUGCCAUUCUGUGAACUAAACAUUUCAAUUAAUUACAGAGUCAAUUGUUUUUAGAACUUUAGUACCUUUAAAGAAAAAAAAUUAACUCUUUGGCCGGAAGAAGGAAAUCACGACUUUUAUAUUAGGAUUUUUUACGACUUUUCGAAAGAACAAAGCAGAAUGUACUUUUGGUUUGAAAGAUAGCUUUGAUUCUCAAUUUCCGACACUUCGACAGUCUAUCGUACUAUUUUCAACGUGAUACUUGGUCCCCAUUUUUCUUUUCACUUUUUUUUUCUCUGGAAUCGUGCCGGUACGGUAGGGGGACUUCCCCUAGCAUCGAACGCCACCCGAUACAUCGGACACCAGUGCUAUUUGCAAGAAUUUAAACGAAGUAGGAUUAAUUACAGUCGUAAAAAGAGUCGACGAAAACAAAUAUGCAUCGAUAUAUCUUCGUGAAAUUAGUCCGUAUCCAAGGAAAGAACUCAUUAAAAAAGUCCUUAAGCGUCCGGCACUAGGAAAACUUCCCCUACAUAUUUCGAAAUGUUAAUCACGGGAUCAUUCAAUAGGUUCCGAACAGCAAAAUUUGAACUUCUGUUUUGCCAGGAUUGUUUAAGGGAAACGCCUUAAACAACUUAUUUUAACAAUUUGAGUUCCAACAACGACACUGAGAUACUGAAACGCGUAAUAACUCGUCUUACUGCCAAAAAACUUGAAGGCCAGAGAACACAAGACAAAACUCGAGGUGUUCUGAUUCAAAUGUACAAUUUCACAUUUUAUUGAUUCAGGUGUAUAAGUCCGAAAUGCUUUUAGUUAUGGAUUAUUAAAAAUGCUUAUACAAAUUUAUAGACAAAUAUUAUUUGAAAAAAUAUUCAAUAAGAAGUGAUGUUUAAUGCUCAUGCACCGCAGUCUAAAAAAGCUUAUGCUUUAAAAGUUAUUCAAUUUGUUAGUUUAUAAAUAUUUUAGAUUUAUUGUAAUACCCUGCGCAUUAUAGGCUGGACUUUAAACAAGUAUUGAUAGCUCAACCCCUAUCAAAUUUAAAUGUAUAUUAAAUAUAUGUAAUAUAUUUAAAUGUAUAUAUAUAACAUAAAUAUAUAACAUUUUAUAUAUUUCUUAUAUUUAAUAUGCAUAAUUAAAUAUAAAUCUAUAAAUAUUGUAAAUAUAAACUGAUUGUUCAAAAAUUUGUUCAGCAAAGCAAAACAUAAAUUAAAUUUAUAUUAUAUAUAAUUAAGAGUUAUGCAAGUUGUGUUUACCCGUUGUUACGAGUCUUAAAUGAGCUUACGCUUAAAACUUAAAAUUACUUAAAACUAAUUUAAUCUUUAUUAUAUAUGAAUAUGUGUUAAAUUUAUUUUUAUACAUUGUACUAUUUUAUUACAUCAAAUUACGUUAAAGAACAACGCGAUUUAAAACAUUUUUCGAUCGCAUUCGACUUAUACAUCUUGUUAUCUUAUUGCUCAAUCAAAAAACUCGACAAGUUAAAUGGACUCAAGUUGUUAAAUCGGCAGAUAACGGAAACGACAUUAAUUAAUAAUUCGAGGCACAUUCCAGCUUUCAAAUUCUUAAUGUAGCAUUUAGAAUUAUUAGCCGUAUCGUCAACAUAUAUUCCAGAAAACAUGCGAAUGUAACUGCUACACAAUAUACACGUAAAUGUACCAUAAACUGUGCUUUACGUCCAUAUUAUACAGCAGUUGUAUAUCGUGGUUUUGCUGGACGUUAUAAUAUCGAUCCUAGAUUAACCAUCGCACUGAUGGUGGAUUCCGACGAAUCCUUCUCUACUGGUAAUAAUUGAGAAUAAAUAAUAAUCCUCUUAUGCGAGUAUUAUUGUAGCUAUAUUAUAAAUGCUUUUUUCCGAAAUGCACGAAACGUAUAGAAGGGGGUGGACUAUAUAUCAGAUAUACUAAUUUAUAAUUUAUUUAUAUAUACAUAUAUAUAGUUCGCGUGAUUAUACACAUACGCAGAAGUGUAAAACCCAAGGAAAUAAAACGCGCGAUAAUAUGCUCUAUAGGAAGGAAAUUUGUAAGGCCUUUUGCAUAAAAAUUAAGCCGUUUUUUAUGUGCCCCGGCAUAACGAACAAAUUGUCGUGCCCUUUGUUUCGGGAAAUUUAAAGAAAAAAGAAAAGAGAAAUGAAGCAAAGAGAAACAACGCAGAGAGAGAAAGAUAAAUUAAGAACAGCUAGGGACGUCUAUUUAUCUAUAAAACAGCUUUCGCUGACGGGAACUGAUCUUGGGCACUCUAUCUUUUUCUCUCUCUUUCUCUUUUACUCUCUCUUUCUCUCUCCCCGAUACAACUAAUCGUAGCAUUAAAAAUAAGUAUCUCGAUGCUCCGAUGAUCUUAAUAAAACUUCAAAUGAGCUUUGAGGUCUCUGGAUUUUUGAAAACUUUGAAAUACGCGGCUUCCGGAACUUGUACUUACAGGACCUCCGAGUCCAAAGAACUUGCGACACUUAAGUAUCUCGUGUUACGUUACAUUGGACUCUUUAAACGCACAACGCAUUUAAACUCCGGAAACUUCUCAGAAUAUUAGUUUCUUCGAAGCUCCUCAUUCUAGUUUCCUACAUCCUUAGAUUCAAGAUUUGGAUGUUCCAAUUCGUAUGUAUUUAAAGAUCUUUAUUUCCCGGAUAUCGUCGAGCCCUUUCGGUCCUCAAAUGCAUCAUUCAUCCAUGCGCCUCUAAGUUCAUGGAUCCUAAUCGAAUUCGAGUGAGCAUUUAACUUGUCGGGGCUCCCUGGCCUGACGUCGCGGCAAAUUCAGAAAGAAUCCAGAGAUCCCCUGGCGGAGUUGAAACGCUGGAUCCUUGAAGACAUAUGCCAGAUGGCUUAUUAGAGGACAACGUAAAUUAAGCAUGUAGUCAUGAUGGCUGUGUACCUCGCGAUGCAAAGUUUGAUACCUUAUUUUUAUAUAUAUAUCGAAAGUGAUUUGUUGUUGAACCAACGAAUGAUUAUAUAUGAUACAUUGUUGUUUGAUGUUUAUGCAAUUGGCCACUGAGUGGUCUUGUCUCUGCGCAUCGUGCGCGCAGGCUGGCCGCCGAUCGAAAAACUAAUCAGAAGAUCCUUCAGUUUACAAAGUGUAACCCUUAAAACUAAUGUAACUUAAAACUUUUGAAUUGUACCUGCUAUUUUAGUUGACAAGCAAACGGUCCAAAUUAUCCUGCGCCGUCACUUAGCACUCCGGUGAACGAUGACGAGUAUGCUACUUUUUGCUAAUGCUUCACGCUUCAACCAGUAACUUACUUCCCGUUUUCCGUGACUUGGCCUCACGAUUCGACGAACACUUGAAGACUCUCGAGCUUGCGUUUCUAUUUCUAUUGGAACGUUACGUUCUAAGGUUGAUUAUUCACAGUCGGUUCUUAUAUUUAAACUAUUACAAAUUUAAAUUAAUCCUUAUAUUUAAGAUCCCUUAGGUCUUAAGUAUGUCAUAAACCAAAUUACAGGCUGGUAACACGUUAGCAUCUUAUGACGUCACUUAAAAGGAUCUUGAGAUGGGAACUGACUGUGAUUACCGGCCUAAGAGUUGAAACAGCUCAGGGAUGAUUCUUGAGGUACGAAAAAUUUUUAUUAGUACUAAGAGAACAAAAACCUGGGGGAAAAAACUUGAAUUUUUGAAUACUGAAGAACCUGUGGGUUUCAGAAGAUACUGGUUGAAAGUUGAAUCAUCUUACGCAUAAUGAAUUAAGGAUAUAACAUAUUGUUGUAUUCUGAAGCAAAAACCCUUUGUGGUACCGGAGGACGUUUUUUUGAACAGCAUGCCCGGCUAAUUAUUAACGAUAUUAGCGCACGCUGUGUUGGGGCAUGCGGUUUUAUUAGCAGCGUGCAGCAAUUUUGCGAGCCUCCAGAUUACUCUGCACAUACCACCGUAUAUCAUGUAAUUGUCGAGAAGGAAAUAGCAAGACGGUGAUUUAAAAAAAAAAUGCAAGAAAAAGAGAGGAUGGUAAUUCUCUGGUCUCAAUCAGGAAAGAAAGACAGUAACAGGCUUUUUGUUUUUAAUCAUUUCGUUUCCUAAUAACAAACUUUACCAUACCGUAUUGUAAUUAUCUUCAUAUUUAAAUUUUAUUAAUAUAAUAUUAACAUAAUAAAAUUAACCGUUAACAAUAAGUUUAUUAUUUCUAGUGGAAUAGUCGAGGAUUUCGCUUCUUUUCUUUUUCAUCGGUAUACGUUUCCGAGAAGGGGCCAGAGAAUGAAAUAUCGGAGAUAAUUAAAUGUAGAAAACGCUCUCGCGCAGGAACGCUAUUAAUUAAUGAUUGUUAAUUGUUGCCGCGUGGCGAUUAUUCACUCGCGACUCGCUUUUAUAAAAUAAUUGACAACUCGUCACGCACACACACACACACAUACGGUGCAAAUGCUGGGAUGCGAAGGUCCCGUUUGCCGAGGAAAAAAAAUAAUCCCGUUCGACUCUCGUUUUAGAUUCGCGGUACUCGCGAUCCGUGAUACGUACGCGGACGCGAUUCGCGGAUUGAUUUCGGACAUCGUUAAUUGUCGAAUCUCCGGUGUUUUUUACGGAAAUAAAAAAAAAGAUAAAACGAUAGUCAAUAAUGUUCAACGAAGUGGGAUAUAUAUUCGUGGUUCCUGGAUCGGAAUGCCCGUGUUCUCGGAUCCUUGCGUCUUCGAAGGUUCAUCGCCGAUCGUCUUAGUAGAUUUUUAUUCUUCACGUUUGCUAGUAGGAUAGUUGGAUCUUCAGAACAAAACAGGAUUGUUGAAUCUUUGGCGCUGCGAACUUCUUCAGAUUCGUUGAUCCCCUCGCGGAGACUUGGAAACCAAGAUGUAUUUUGGUAUCUUAACACCAGAAAAAGAUUUCGCGAGUGAUUACUUUAAAAACCUUGAUAGCUGGUUGUUGUGAUUUCGGAGAGUGCUCCGACACUCUGAAGUCUCGUAACGCAGGAGGUUUCGAAUUUCCACAGCUACGACAACUUGGAAUUGAGUGAUUUUGAUAAUUUGAGAUUUCGCGAGUCCGGCAUCUUUGGGGAACAAAAAAAAAAGUGGAGAUUUUGAUUUUUAGUGAUUAAAAAUUAUUUUAGAAUCUCUUGAUCUUCCGGAUCAUUAAAGCCGCUAAGAACACAGGUACUUAACGAGACCGUGGAAGAUCUAACGCGUCUAUCUUAAUCCUCCCCCUUCAGUCUUCUUCUCCAAGAGGUGUUGCUCCUCAAGAGGUAACACGUGGUUUUUAUUUUUCGAAGAUUAGACUGCCCUGAUCGUGAAUUGAAUCUUCGAACUUGAAGGAUCCUUGGAUUCUAGGAUUUUUUAUUCGACGAAUAUUAAGCUCGACAAGCGCCUACUUUGUCAAUCUGACUGCGUACACGUCGAUGAAUAGUGAUAUAAUAAUAGGAAACGUAUGUGUUGCGAGCAUGAAAAAAAAAAAAAUACUGAAUACUCUCGCGUAUUGCGUAUGCCCGCUAUCACAUCGUGACAGUUUCCGGUCCUCGAAGAAAAGUAAUUCAGGCUAAUUUGCAGAACUGACCGAUUAAUAUUUGUUAGCUAAUUAAUUUUCAAUCCCUUUAAUGAGAAGGCUCAUCGUCAACACGGGAAUGAUUCUAUUGAUGCCAUCUGCAUUUUAUUUUGUUCUUAAAAAACGGAUUAUUUAAAAAUGUAACAGAAUAUAAUUAUUUUAUAAUCAUAUAAUGUCAAACAAUUAUUUCGUUUUUUUUCCCCCUCCUGCCUGUCUUUAAAUGAAAUAGUAAUUUUUAAUAAAGUAACAACAUGGAUAGCAGGUGUACGCGUAGCUCUGUGAUAUGUAAGACGUAGCAUAUUUCUAGCUCUACCUAUCGUGCAUCGUAAUUAAAAUAAGGGAUGUAUCUCAUCAGUUUUAUAUGCGGUAUAUCAGUCAUCAGAUCUUAAUGAUGCUUAAUGCAGGGUCGUCGAUAUCUAUUUUUAGCUAAACGGGAAAGGAAAGGGAAGUAACAUCCCCGAAUAUACACCUUUCUCUCGCUUUCCUAGAACAAACAAUAUAACGAUGGGCUAUACGUUGACGUAUCUAAUUGAUAGACUGUGUGAGGAGUUCUUUUUCCCGACGAAAAGGCAACAAGACGGCAACACGGUAAGAUUAAUAAUAUCGUCACAUUUUACUAAUGUACGCAACUUUUUUUCCCCCCCAAUACAAAAUAUAAAUCGGCAUCUACCAAGUGAUACGUCACGGUUCCAAAAUUUUUUGGUUUUCUGAGCAAAGAAAUGGUCAAAUCGUUUUUCUCAGGUCUUUAAAAUCCAGAAAUACUUUUUAUGCAAUCUAAUAGUUAAAUAACUAAUCAACUAUUAUUGAGUUAUAGAAUGUGUGUUUUCUUAACUGCAAUUACAUUCUAAGCGAAAAUCUUGUGAAAUAAGAUUUUAUUGAAUUUCACAAUUAAAAUAUUUUAUUUAAUUGGGUUGUAAGAUUUGUGCGCUUUUUUGAAGUAAAAUGUCAAAUAAAAAGUGGCUUUUUAUUACAAAAGGAAGGGGCCAAGAAGUUUUUCAAGACAGUUUCUUAUCGUAUUCUUCGCGUGGUCGAUUACGUUUCUGUGAAUGUUUGGUGCUCGCGACUAUAAUGUUUAUCCUACUUAUUAUUAUAGUGAAUGUUACUUUCGAUUUAUUUAAUAUGUAGUAUUUUAGCGUUCGCACUAUUAUUUAAAUUUAAGUUACAAGUUCAAGUGGUUAGGAUAGGUGGAAUUUUAACUUAGUCUUGCCGCGUAUCAAUAAGAUGUACGAUUUCAUAUUUUGAAAUUGAAAUUAUAUUCCACUCCAAUCGUCGUCGGGUGAAAAUAUCCCGCAAUAGAGCAAUCUCAGUGUUUAAAUGUAAUCUCGUACAUUUUGCUGGUACGGAAUGCAAUUUGUGUUUCUUCUCGUUUGUUUCUGUUCAAAGUCGAAAUAAUAGUUGUUUUUCAGUUAUGAGUUAUUGAGCAUUGUGGAAUAGCAGGCUAGGUCGCUAUUUCAUUUAAAUUUUCGUUGAUGGCUCGCACCUCAAUCGGAACUACUCGGUGAACCCGGUGUGAUAUCUAUACGAUGCGUCGACGCACCCUCUAUAAUAGAGCCGAGAAUUGAUAAAUAAAUCGAUUGUCCUGUACUACCAGGAGCGGAAUAUCGAUAGUCGCAGUUCCGGGGAAUAUAUCCUCUUCUACGUUUUUCCUCUUCGUGAUGAACGCUGUGAUAUCACGUGAAUAAAUGAACAUUUUAAUUAAUCGCAAGCAUAAAUAUCAUAAAUAUAUCGCGACGUUAUAGAAAACUAUUCUUUUUUACACACAAAGACUGAAUCUCGCCAACCUGUAUGUGAACUUAGUAAUCGCCCUCCCCCUCUCCUCAUCCCUACCUCCCCCUCCUUCUCCUUCAUAUCUCACCUGGACGUGUGUUGAUCAGUGACAAAAAAGGGGUUGCGAUGUUUUUUUUUCUUUUUUCCGACGAGUAGAUGUCUGCACACGCAAAACUCUCGCGUGUCCACAUAGAAUUCUAGCGAUGGUCUAGUGGUCCAGUGUUAGGCUAAACAGGAAGAUCGCGAGAUCGUCCUCGCUCACUGAAGGGAGAAGAGUGUUGCGAAGAGUCCUCUUCUUAUCACCGACCGCGCGCAUGCGCUACGUUGCAUAACGACGAAGAUAGACUGUCGAUAAUUUAUUUAAUCGUUUUGCAUGAUUUACGCCGUCCUGGACGAUUGAGGUCGUAUUAUUGUUAUUAUUAAUAAUUAUUAGUUGUUCCGUUGUUCGCAUUAUCCCACAGUGUCAAGGAGACGUUCACGAUUCUUCGAAUAGUUUAUAGGUCACACGUAGGGACUGCGAGGUCCCCGAUGGAUUCUCGUCCUUUCUUCCUUCGAAGUUAUCUCUUCACUCGCCUUAGGAAUGUGUUUCUCGCAACCUUCAUUUAUUUACAUGUGGAAAUUGCAUUACGAGGCAGAGUAAUGGCAUUACAGACGCCUUGAAUAUUUUAUCAUGGGAAAAGGAAUGUCUCUGUUCUCCCUCAAAACUUUGAUUUACAUUCGUUAGCAAAGCAGUAUUUAAGUCCGAAGUGUGUAGCGAUUUUCCGCGUAUAGUAAAUAAUGAGUUGAACCGCGUAUUAAAUUGAAGUUAUAUCAAAUAUAUAUAUAUCGAUAAAACUUGUAGGAAGUAAUACGGAAGUCCCAUGAACGACAGGAACUUUUGUUUGGAAUGGGGAAAAGGAUAUCGUCCCUCACGCGUGGACGUAGGCUACGUCUGUUCGGAAACAAAAAAUCAGUCUCAAAGUCCUGGAAAAGACUGCGAUGGUGACACACUUUUUUUUUUUUAAUUUAACGUACUUUUAAUCCAACAAGUAAUAUUUUUUAAUCAUAUGCAUAUAAAGCUGUGUUAAGUUGUAGGGUACUUUUGUAGCUUGUAACGGCGAUCUCGGCCGUUUUUUUCGAUCGAAAACGACAAAACCCCGUUGUUGCGCGAAACCUACGGUAAUGGACGAACGAUCGAAUUGUUCAGGCCACCUUCAGCGUUUCGUUUUUACACCCGCGUCCCGUUCUGAACUCGCAGUAUUGUUCUAAUAUUGAUUAACGCGCGAUAUUGAAACAUAAAAAGAGGCCGAACUUAGGGAUAGGGGGAAAGAAAAAAACGAGCCACCAAAAGAAUAAAUAAUCGAAUCGAACCGCCGCGAGACAAGCGAGGUGGAGAGAGGAAAAACAAAUUUAAGUAUGUGCUGAAGAUGUAACCUGUUGCUCUCAAAAGUAAAGUAUCGCGUAUUAUAUUGAUCCUCUUUGAGCCUUUUCGCACACACCUCGGAACGGGUGUGUCGAGAGAAACUUGAGACCUGUGCUUCAUUUUCCGUCAUGAAUUUUACUUUGUGGUCCUUCGACGGGUGAAUCCUUCAACAACAGUAUGGUAUAGCGCGUCAAUCAUUGCCCGCAUUUCUGGAGCGCGUCUUGGCUGUUCGGCUUUGGUUUGGCCGAACCGCUCCCCCCUCCCCCCCCGAUUCUCGCGCCACGAGCGAACGAAGUUACUCCCCCGGGGUAAGUUUCCACCGGGGGUUGCUCCGCGCGCGCCAGGAAUGCGGUUAUUUGUUGUUUCGAAUUCGAAUGUUUGAUGAACGAUGAAUUCAUUACUAAAAGGUGUGAUCUGUUACGAUUGAUUUCCGUAGCGCGUGAUUUCUUCUUUAACUUUGUUCUUUUUUUUUUCCCCUUUAUCUCAUUCUUUCUCAAUUCCGUUGACUCGUACGCGUGUGUGCAUGUGUGCAUAUGUGAGUAUGCUUACCGAGUCGAAACCUUCGACCGCCGGAUCCGCAACGUUGAGCUCAAUACUUUUACCUGGAGUGAGGAGUUAGGUCCCAAUUUCUAAACGAGGACAAUCACGCGAAUAUGGCGCUGCUGUCUUCUUCAGGGAUUCACUGAUUGAUAGUUCACUAGUUGUAUGAUUCAAUCAAUGGACAGAAUCCCAUACAGCAUACGGUGUAAACCAUAUAUGUUGCUACAAUACUGCUGAAAAAUUGGAGGAAUAAGGAACAGGGGAUAAAAAACAGUUCAAUAUGUUGAAUAAGAGAAACGUACGAAAUAAUCUUUAUUUAACAUGAACUAUUUCUUAUUCCCUGUUUCCCAUUCCAUUUAUUGUGUUUGUCCUAAUUCUUUAACUAUAUUGCAGCAACAUUACUGAAAUGUUCCGUACUGUAUGGGACACCUGUCUGAAGGAGAUAGAUAGGCAAGUUUCGUAUCCUUUUUUCCGUUAGGCUGCAAUUUUCUAUAGUUAAUAUAGGGAACUCACUCCAUUAAAGUAGUAGAGCUCAAUGGAUCGGAUUGUACGAAUUGCGAAUCGCGCGCUCGUAUCUACCGCGUGUGCGGUAAUAGUGUGUAGUGUGUAAUUAAAAAAAAAAAAGAGAGAACGCAAGAAUGAGAAGGCACGUCUGUACGACGUGUAUACAACGUCGCUUUUGAGUGUAUUCCGAACGGUACUACUUCGGCAGACUUCGCGAAGAUGCUUUUAUUCCUGUCCUAUCCUCAUUCCUAUUCCUAUCCUACAAAAAAAAAAAACGAUUUCUUCCACUGCCAGUGUGCUGUAAAACGGUCCGGAAAUGGCGUCGCUGCUUCUCUGUUAAGUGAUUAUUCAACACUUAGAAAAGAAAAACCCCAAUAAGCCAAUUAACACCGUUCGGAAUGUACCCUUUUGUUAACGCGGUUCAAUGUGAGUGAGGCUAACGCAGCAUCGUUCCGAAUACCAUUCGUGCCAUCCGUAUGAACGUCCUGCGACAUCAUCUUGCGAAUAUCGAAAGUUCAUUACGCGAAGCGCGAGAUAACGCGCGAGAAUACAUCGAGACAUGUAAUUCCUCAAGCCUCCCGCUGUGUUCUUGAUGUAACUGAUAUUUAAGCCGGUAUUUCGCAGUCAAUUCUUACAUUCAAGAUCAUCUUAAGUGUAUCCUAAGAUGUCACGUAGCUCCGUGUGAGAGCGACAGACUUGAAAGCGAGUUCAGGCCCACAUCCCGUACAUAGAGACUUUUAAUCUCCUUUAAAUCUUUACUUACACUAUCUCGGGGCACAAAGGGGGAUUCCCCAGAUGUCAGAAGACUGGAAUUUUCCAAGUUUCUCGGUCCCCAAUCACUAUUUCUCCAUAUCCUAUAUCCUAUAAUUACUGCUGAAAUGUUAUCCAGUUAUCAACCAAUCACGGAGCUGUACCAGCACCUUAAGACAUUAUUCAAGAUCAUUUUGAAAUAAGAAUCGACUUUGAACACUGACACUUUAGUAGCGACGUCGCGUUUAUGACAGAAAAAUCGUAAGCGGUAAAAUGGAGAAGUCUUGUUGAGACCGUGCACAUAUUUCGUCCUAUAAAAAAAAAACUUUCUUGAGGGUUACUCAUGCGAUCAACCUUCUCAAUAACAUUUUUGUUUGACCGUAUCGAUUUUGUAUUCCAAGAUAAUUUAUUAGUCAUCUGAACUGGAAAAAUGGAACUAAAAUAAUAGCACAAUUGUCGCUACUUUCUCUGUUAUUCAUGAAAUUUGAGAAACAGAUAUAAUUUUAUUCUACAAAAUUUUCACGGUAAGCAAUUUUGUUAUUGACUUACGUAAGUCUUUUUUUUUCUGCGCUCUAAGCAAAACGCGGGAUUAGGGUGAAAAUAGAGAUCUUAAUUGUCACACGUGAAUGAUAUAUACACAUUUACAUGUACGAAUUAUUUAUUUAUAAUUUUCAAAAACCACUCCUUGGUCGUUUUUGGCUAAAUAUCUGCCAUUAUCGUUAACAAAUUUCACUAGCAGCGUAAAAGACGAUCACAAAGUUAUCAAUUUUUAAGAAUUUCGAAGUUACAGAUGUUCAUAAUAUAUUUAGCAUUGCUCUUCUAUUACGUUUUUAAUCACUCUAUAAUACUUUUUUAAAUUUUUUCUCACUUUAACAUUUUAUAUUUUUCUUUUAUGAAAUAAUGCAACUUUAUUCUUUUUCGAAUUUGUUUUAAAUGCAUAAGAAUAAAAUUGCGCAUAAAUGCAUAAACGGAAAGUUGCAUCCUCAUUAAAUUCUCGAAAUUUUGAUUUAGAAUUUUGACCAAAAUGAAAAAGAGGCUCAUGCCGUAAGGAAUGCUCUUGUAGAUGUUUGUGAUUAAACAUACGCAAUAUCAAUCAUACGAAAGAAAAUUAUUCAAUAUAUUCAGAUGAUCACAAUCGGACAAUAUCUAGUCAGAUUGCGCCUUUAAUACUAACUUUAUUGUCAUGUCUUGUCAUGUCCAUAAAUUCUGUCGUUUUACAACAGCAGAGUUAAUAGAAAGUUAGACAAUAAUUUAUAUUUUAAUGUUAUAUCUCGUAAGGAAAAACAAUGUGAGAAUGUAAGAAAGAUAACGCGUACCUGUAAAAAGAAAAACAAGUUUAAGGCAAAAUUGCUAAAAUUUAUUUUGACUGACACUCUAGUCUUUACAGUUAUAAUUAGAAGGACUCGGAUCGAGGUAACUUCUAAUAUUCAAAGCCUGGAGCUGCUUUUAGAUAGAUUAGGGAACGAAAUAAAUUUUUGUGAUAUCAUUCUUGCAAAACGAUUUGUCCUUGCAGAAACAUGGCAAAAUUUUGCCGAUAGAUUUACUCCAAUCUUGGAGCGAUUCUACUUUGUUUGAUACAAAUAUGAUACUAUGAGGAUGAUUUCGUAUGCUUGAAGUUGAUUUACAUUUGAUUUCUAUGAGAUGAUAUAUUAUCGUUAUAUGUAAAUACGAGAAGGAAAAAAAGCAUGGAGAAAAAAAUUAUUAAUUACACCAUGUAACUAUUUCAUGUAACUGGCAUAUGUAAAUUUUUAUAUGCUUUGGUAACAUUUUUUUGUGAUGUAUAAAGAACGUAAAAAAAAACCUGAGCAAAAGGUGAGGAGAACGAAAAUUUCCUAAUGGUCGAUCGUUUUUUAACCGCAGUAUCGUUCAGUAAUUAAUUUUCUCUCACAACCGCAGUAUCGUUCGAUAAUUAAUCUUUUUUCACGACCAAAGAGAGGUAAAGUGGUUUUUCUUUUAUAAUAUGAUUUUUCCACCAUGACAUAUUUGAAAACGGCAAGUACGGUGAGUGUUGCGUGACUGUAUGUACAAAUGUGUGAGUAACUGAGAAGCAUGGGAGGACGAGUCGGUUGUCGUCGUCGUACGAAUCGUCGCUUAUAUCGAUCGAAAGAAAAAGAAAAACCGUGGAAAUAAAACGUUCAACGGAAAUAACGCUUGCGUUCGUUGAGGAGGAGACGAAAAAAAAAGCACAUAUUUGUUAUUUACAUAUUACGGACACGUGAAACGUUAAACGCAAAACAUUAUAUAUGCCGCGAGGCGUUCUGUAAUUCGGCGUGUCCGACUUUAUAUUCAGAUUCUCUUCUGUAGGUUUCAUUAAAGGCUGAUGGCAGCGAACGAGACGUAGGUCUGUCAUAGUCGCGGACGCGUAUAAGAUGAGGCAGUGAAAAAUGUAUAAGUAAGUAUGGUGCGAGAGGCCAUUGAUCUUUACGUAUACGUCUCUGUCUCGGCCAACGUCCACGACUACAACAGGUGUGAGCGCUCACGUCUCGUUCUUUGCCAUCAGCCAACGUGCAUUUCUUGUAUGUUAUUAUACAGUAUUAAAGUAGAACAUAAGAAAAUAAAUGAAUGCAAUAGUAAAAUGUA
Molecule: messenger RNA, 15679 nt
Organism: Monomorium pharaonis (pharaoh ant)
Lineage: Eukaryota; Metazoa; Arthropoda; Insecta; Hymenoptera; Formicidae
Product: DEAD-box ATP-dependent RNA helicase 20
Exons: 3
Coding region: 330-2582 (750 amino acids)
Cellular component (GO): nucleus; cytoplasm; ribonucleoprotein complex
Molecular function (GO): RNA binding; RNA helicase activity; ATP binding
Source: RefSeq, a predicted model, not a curated record